UUAGCUCUAUCAAUAUCACAUCACUACUACAGUUGCGCAACUAACCACAAGCCACCAAAGAAUUUUACAAGUAAACAUGACGGAACUUUAGAAAGCAAAAUGAAGUUUCUAAAGACAGAUGCUGAUACAUUCGCUCACUUUGGUAGACACCAAAACCACCAGUCACCAGAAACUCCUGUCUGCUCCCCAUUCGGCAUUCAGCCUGGGAUUGUCAAACAAAACCGAGAGAAAUUCUGCAAUGAAAUGGAGUGUCAUUCGAACCAUCAUACAAACCCAGUUUCCCCAAUUACCAAACCGGAACUAUGGCCCCAUACUCCCACAGCUGGGCUGCAUAAUUCGCGUUUCGACGUUGGAACAAACUCAAGCGCUUGCAAUUCGUCAAGCUUUAUCGGUGCAAAAACAACUAAUGUGAUUACAGAUGACCAAGCAUGUUCCGACAAAUACGUUAGUCCGAAAGACAACCAGGGGAUGACAGUCAUUUCAAGUUUAUCGGACAGCAAUAUUUUUAAAUAUAAGAAGCAAAUGACCUCGCUUAGGACAGGAACCACGGAUGAUAUCCAUCAUAACCAAGCACAUUCGUUGUCGCCAAACUCCCUUUUCUCUUCCACCACAUGUUCUUCCGACCAGAUGUCCAAAGGAAACUGCAUUUACGGAUAUGAUAUUCCUCUCAUGAUGGAAAGUCCAUCAUAUAAUCCGCUUAUUUCUCGACUGCUCACUGAUGUGAAGCAGGCAAGCGACAAAACACAUUAUACAACACAUCUGCCAACUAAAAACAGAUCUAUUGUUUUAACUGCAGGACAAGAUGAUUUUGACUCAGCAAACCGUUCAAGCUUCCAGUCGACCUCAAUAAACAGCUUCGUGAGCAGCAGGAGUAGCAGUAUCGCUGGAACAAGCGGCUAUGAUGAGAACAAGCGUGCAGUGGAGAUCAACCCAUCAAGCAAGAAUAUUUGGCCACAUUCAAAUUAUGUUGCUAACGAAGCCAAAGACAUGUACGAGCCAUUCCUACGUACAUGCAGUGGAGGAACAAAUUCGCAAGUUUCGUUAAUGAAAAGAAAGAAUUCUCGUGUUUCUCACGGUAGUAGUGUAUGCAAUUUUACUGUAAUCUCUGACGAAGCGGAUCAAAAUGACAAACGUUGUGAUGAGGCUGUGAACAAUAGCAAUGCCAACAGGAACGCUGCGCAACGUCAUGACGGUCAUUUCGUCUCAAAUGAGUCCAUAGCCGCAAAAGGUUUCAGAGAUGGAAUGGUUACUUUGGACAAGGUAGAAAAGUUUAGGAAAUUGGGCGGAAUGAAAGAAGACACAAGUAAUAAUGUAUCUCUGGGAAUAGAUAUGACCUUGUAUAAUGAAGGCGCAUCAUGUGUAUUUGAGGACGAAAGAGGAGCAAUGCUUCCGCAGCAGAUGACUCUCAAAAAUAAGCCUAAGUUUGCUUCGCGAAUGACCACAGAAAGCCAAGUGACAGAUCACCACAACAAGUUAUUAGAGGACUUGACAUGUGGGCGGCAAGUAUGCACAAGCGAAAUGUUAAAAUUUACUUCCCCUAAACAACUCAAUGCAAACAGUAUACUCACAGUACACGCAUCCGAUAACUACAUUACAAAACACAAUACCCAGCGCAAAUCCUCCGGAACUGUUGAAGAGAGACGGACCAGUGUUUGUAUAGAAGCUGUUACUCCGUUAUACAAGAGUAGAUAUCACUCCUUAGACAAUAUUAGACGGCAGGAUAAAAUCGUUUCUCCACGUACGUUUAACACCGUGCGCCCAGCAUCGUGCAUAAUUCCAUGCGACAUGGAGACCAGCAACCGGUUUUCCGCAACCUCCAUAAAUUCUAGGCACUCGUCUACGAGGAGCUUAUAUUUCAGUCGGAAUUCGAGUGAUAACGCUGAGGCCAACAACGGUGAAUAUAGGAAAUCUUUCACUUACUUACAAUCUCCAAAAUCAACUUUGCCUAAUAGUGACAAAGAUCUUAUCAAUAUGUUAUCAAAAAGUGACAAAUGCAAAUCACCGAAAAAUCUGAUGAAAGAAAAGGAAAAGCACUCAAGUUUCCAGUCUUUAAAAAAUACUUUUCAAAAAAUUAGCCUUUUUCCUGUAAAUUUCAAAGGGCAUAAAAACAAAGUGAAUAGUUCUGUUAAUCCGAAUGACCAAAUAAUGAUUAGGAAAACAGUUGAUAAUUACGAAAUAAAUGUGGCGGGAACCGUUUCUGAUAAAUUAAUUACGUCUCCUCAAAAAUUUGAUGAAUUUCGAAGUUCCAAGAUGGGCAAGUCCUUUCUUUCACGAUAUGAAUCAAAAGACAGAAUGGAUGUUGCCAAGCUGUGUGGUUACAGUAUAAAAAUGCAUGAUGUAGCCAAGGAUGCAUUAAUGUGUCGUGACGUAUCAUUACCUGAGUUCUCGCGUCAAGGGAAUGAGAAGCACAUAAGUAUAACGCAUGUCGCACCUAAUUUUUCCAAGACUCAAAUGGACACUUCGGAAGAAAAUGAACCAGAUGGACAAAGAAUUAUCACUAGAAGAAAUAUAUUGAUAAAUUGCUUGGAAAACGAGGAUUUUGAUCCUAUUAAAAGGUGUCAAAUGCUACCAUUAAAGGAACCAAUAGUAGAAAGUGUUGAGAAAUAUGCAUCUGCCGAAAGCAAAUCCAGAGUUUUUCCGGAACAAACUGCAAGUAAAUCAUUACAAAAGGCGGAUGUCCGCAGUAAUCUUAGUAUGUUACGAAGAUCGGCAAGCUACAGAUCGUCAAAAAAUUCAAUUAAAGAGAGACCAGAAUAUCUGGAACUUACACAAAAGCUGGAAGAACAGUUUCGUAGUGGCGGAACUCCUCCUCGCAUGGCAAAUCCAAGACAAGUUGAUUUAUCAUCCAACAUGAAAAAGACGCAGCAACUAGGCACGAAUUAUGUGGUUUCCCCAAAACUACUAACUCCGUUUGAGCAAGCACCUAAACACAAAGUAACUAGCAUAAAACCAAUCAAGAAAUGCAUUAGUGAAGAAGACAAUUUACAACCAGUUAAAAGGAAGCUACUACUGGAGCUAACGGAAAGACUCUCUAAAUUCGCAGCAACUUCAGCUGAAGUGAAUCCAAUGCAGCUGCCUAUGCAACAAGAUAUUUUAAAGUCACAGAUUUUUGACUCAGGAAAGGCUGCAGAGGACAAACAUGACAAAGAAAUCACUGCGAAGGACUCCUCGAUGUCCUACAAAGAAACUGGGGCCAACACUCGUGUUCUCUCCGAGGUGAACAUUCAGCAGAACAUUACCAGAGAACCGGAUCCGGACGUAGCGGGUAGUAACCUACGUGGUCCAGAACAAAACGGCAGAUCUGUGCACUCGCAUCGUCUGGCCGCAUGUGUUGCACUGAACGGUUCUGCUUCUACAUAUUCUCCGAAUUCCUCUCAGUUUGAAUGUAUCCGUAAUUAUUUUCCAAGCCCGAGAUGGAUAUCGACUGUAUUCAACGAAGGUAACCUUUCUGCUAACACCUCGGAGUCACAGUGCCUUUUCGAAGACCCAAACCGAAUCCAGACGCAACAUUUUCACCGGCUCACUCCAGAGGAGCUUGGGCCCCUUAAUUGCGAGGAUGCAAGUCAAAUUUCCACCGAGGCAAGAGCGGACGGGCUACUUAGUGGUCAUGAUGAGACCGGAAAAUGCUGACAGAUGUUUCUAUUCGCUUUUGUUUGCCCUUAUGACCAAAAAAUCAAGGAUUUUGGCUGAAAUUCUGCAGAACAAAUGACCAAAUGGGAAUCAAAAGAACAGAUUGCUUAUUUUUUACUAUAGCACUAUGCAAAAUGUUUUUCACGUAUACGGACAUUACGAUUGACCAUAUCGACUGAACCAUGUUGUAUUUACGACUUGUAUAUAAAAAUGGUUUAGUUGCGGUGUACAACAACUUACAUAUCAAUAGACUCUGAGUACCUU
Dicrocoelium dendriticum is the source of this 3894-nucleotide messenger RNA. NCBI's taxonomy places the organism in Eukaryota, Metazoa, Platyhelminthes, Trematoda, Plagiorchiida, Dicrocoeliidae. The record is from the annotation of a GenBank genome assembly.